Messenger RNA from Scaptodrosophila lebanonensis, 2080 nucleotides. It is a transcript of the gene js, whose product is annotated as cell wall protein DAN4. Lineage: Eukaryota; Metazoa; Arthropoda; Insecta; Diptera; Drosophilidae. Gene Ontology annotation, cellular component: extracellular region. The transcript is spliced from 6 exons. Bases 172 to 2067 code for a protein of 631 amino acids. Gene Ontology annotation, molecular function: chitin binding. The record is from RefSeq and is a predicted model, not a curated record.
GCAACAUAUGGCAAAACUUAUAUAGUGCGCGUCCGAUUCGCCAUCCAGUUGCUGUCCCCACCUUCAUUGGUCAUUUGUCAAUGUUUAUGGCCAAAACUUUGAUGAACAUAAACCCGUAAGUGACGACAGUUAUCGGUUUUGGAGACACGCAACAAAUCUACAACUGCCAAUAUGAAGAACCUAAGACUCUUGACUCUGUUCUGCUGCUCGCUAUUUUUGGCCAGUGAGUGCCAAAAUGACAAUGGAGCUGCUUAUAUGUUUCAAAAGACGUCCUUCUCGUGCACCGGACGGCCGGCUGGCUAUUAUGCUGAUGUCGAAACGGGCUGUCAGAUCUAUCACAUGUGUGAUGGCCUCGGGCGACAGUUCAGCUAUACCUGUCCGAACACCACACUGUUUCAGCAGCGCAUGCUCAUAUGCGACCAUUGGUAUAUGGUCAAUUGUUCCAAGGCAGAGAGCGACUACGCGGCUAAUCUGCUGAUAGGUCAACGGGACAAGCCUUUUGUCAACGACGAGGAGAACAGUUUACGCACACCACGCCCCGAUCUGCUAGACAGACCCUAUGCGCCAGACUAUUCUGGCGAGUCCUUUAGAAACCAGUAUAAGCAAUUGACGGCAGUACAGAAUCAAAUACACGACGAGUCGAACAAAAUGGCUCAGAAACCUGCAUUACAGCAAAUAAUCAGCGGACAGACGCAUUGGCGCAUACCCGCACCCAGCCGCACCAUACUACCUCCGGCAUAUGAGCCACAAAUAGAGCUGUCCUCUACAACGACGCCCAGAACCACCAAGAGAACCACAGCCAGCACCACCACAGAAGCGCCAAUCAUUCGUCAAACGAGCACACGCAAGAUCCAACGCUUUGUCUCCAUCACGAAGCCCACAAAGCGAACGAUCUUCAAUGAGGCACUGCAUCCACGCAAACCACAAGUGUUUGCCAACACCAUUGACGCAGAUGAUUUGGGCACCAGUCACAGCACUCGCUAUAAUACCUCGGCUGAUUUCAAUUCGGCGGAGCUGACGACAAAGACGCAGAAGGCCAACAAAACUUCAGUUAAGACACCUUCGAAAAUUUACGAGCCUCCAUUUUUAUACCCCAUUUACAAUCAGGAGGAUGAGGAGAGACAGACGCCAACCCUACUGCGAACCUCGACAGCAGCGCCAUUUAGCACAGCAGCCAUGCAAACUCCAAAAGUAACCACAACCACCACCACCGCACGCCCCAUCAGCCGACCCACUACCUAUGCAGGCCUGCCCUUCACCACAUCUCCCACAACAUCCACAACAGUGACGCGGACAUCCCAAAGUAUCCGUACGCCAACGCCUACCCCCAAAACGGAGCUACGCACACCCGCACCUGCCCAAAGUUUUCGCCUAGCCACCCCAACCGUCUCGUCAAAUACGCAGCAUCGCCAGAUAGCACCGCAACUGCCUUACGCCGAUCUGUUGCCACCAUUUGUGGACUUUGUGGCACACGACAUAGCCACCACGCAAGGACCACCCAUUUACUACGAAUGGAAGGUGCCUUCUAAUGGCCUCGAGCCACCAAAGUUCGAUGCGCCCAUAGGUGUGGAUGGCCGAGAAUAUCCCGAGACCAACAACGACUAUACUGCCAAGAGCACGCAAAACAGUAUUUUUAAUACGAAGCUAAACGAUAUAGCCAGCGACCCGGCGUCCCUGAAGUCAUUGAUGCCAGAAACACGCACUCCCAUCUCCCGUUCAGUCAAGGCUGAAGCCACGGUUCAGAGUGUCACCGAAAAGGCGCAGAGACGCGCAGACGUGCUGAGCUCUAUUUCCAGCUCCAACUCUAGAGGCGCUGGCGCGGAUAUCACACAACUGCGCAAGGAACUACUUAUACCCGAAUAUGCAUUUCCGCUGGAGAACAUUGGACGCACAGGCUAUGGCUCGGGCGAUAUAUACAACUCCUUUCAGUUGAAAAUACCCGAGCAGGUGAGAAGCAGUAACAGUGCGCCCUCAAAGCGCCAUUGGUUCGGCGAAAAUCCCAAGUGCCCGGAGUGCCAUCCAUCUUUCGUUAUACCAGGCACAUGCGAGCCCUGCCUCCAGAGAUAGUUCACCUAAUUAG